AAGCUUUGCCAUCAAUAUUUGUGAAAUACGCAAUCUAUUCCCAAAUUAAAUACCACUCAAUAGCUAUGCUAUAUUGAAAAUUAAAAAAAAAAAAAACAAAAUACCAUCCGAAAAAAUAACUAAAAAAAAUCCCCAAAAAACGACAACGAAUUUUUUUAUUGCAUUUAUUUUACAUCCAACGGCUGAGCGCAAGAUAUUUACCACCAUUAAGACUUAACAUAAUUAAAGGAAGUCCAUCCUAACAACAAACUCGCCCACUCCACACCUCCACCACACACAGACAACUUCAGUCAAGAUGUUGUUCAAUUGUGCGAUACUGUUUUUAUGGGCCAUUUUAUUGCUACAAGAUUUCUCACACUGUUUACGUUUGGUGGAAGUACGUAUACCGAAUUACGUGGUUAAGGGCUCAGCAGCACAACUGGAGUGCCUCUAUGACUUGGAUGGUGAAUCUUUGUACUCCGUUAAAUGGUAUAAGGACGGCAAUGAAUUCUAUCGAUAUGUACCCAGAGAUAUGCCACCAGCUCAAACAUUCCUGCUGCCAGGUGUUUCAGUUGAUGUUCACAAUUCAAGUGAUGCUGUUGUGACAUUACGUGAAGUUAACCUACAAUCAGCUGGGCGAUUUCGUUGUGAAGUAUCGGGCGAGGCACCCUCAUUUCAGACAGUAACGGAACAUGGUGAUAUGGUUGUUGUAUCCUUACCUGACCAAGGUGCCCCUAAAAUCACAGGUGGCCGUCCUCGUUAUCAAAUCGGUGAUACUGUACGCAUAAACUGCACUGCCGGUCGUUCAAAACCUGCCGUCCAGCUGGCAUGGUUCAUUAAUGGCGAACCAGCCGAACCUUAUCAGUUGAGAAAAUAUGAUCCAGUUUUAUGGGGUCGUGAUGGAUUGGAAACAUCUAUUUUGGGUCUCCAAUUCCGUGUCGAUCAACAUCAUUUCCGUAAUGGCGAUAUGAAAUUGAAGUGCGUUGCAUCACUUUCCACCUUCUACUGGCGCAGCAAUGAAGAAUCUGUUGAAGGCGAUCGCCCUCAAAAAGCGCCCGUACUCGAAUCCCGCGAAACUGUGUACGCCAGCAAUUCAAGAGCUGAUCCCGUACAAGGUAUGUCAUUGCGGGAAAGUUUUGUUACCAAAAUUUUAUCGUUUUUCAUUCAACCAAAUGCAGCCACUAAUAAAACGGAUUCCACAAUGACAACAAUAAAGCCCUCCACAUUAAUAUUGCUGAUAGCGAUGGCUUUACUGACAUCAAGUGGCUGUUUCGAACAGCUACAUUUCAAUGGUGGGCGAGGGGGUGGUGGUGGUACAAAAAAACACAGUCACAAAACCAGCCAGUCUGGCGAAGAAAAUUCCGAAAAGGAAAUAACUAACAAAUCAAGUUAUGACAUAGACGCUGAUGAUGACGAUAACAAAGACGAAGAAGAUACAGUGAAUAAUGAUGGCAAGGAGUACAGGCAUCAUGACUGCAAUGUGAAGGAUGCUGGUGAUAUCGGCUCGAAAAGUUGUGGCCACAACCUGGCUAGCAAAGUCCUGCAGAGACAAGUUGUUAGAGCUCUAUCAAAAGAAAUGCAUUUUAAUAAGGAAAUGUCAUGUCUGCCAAUAAUGUUGACAAACACAACAGUCCCCAAUGCCAUCACCACCACAACCUCCACCACUACCACUACAAACGCAACAAUAUCGGGCACAAUUUCAGUGUACCAUCAGCACGCAUUUAAUGUGACAACAUCCGUUUCCCUUGAACAAAUAUUUAAGUCCUGUAACUCCUACAAUGCGAAAACAUCUAGACCGUCAUUAUUAACGUUGCCGUCAUCAUUGUUAUCGUCAUCGUUGUCGUCAUGCUCAUCUUUGCCAUUGUCCUCGCCCUCAUGCUUGUCAUCUUCGUCAUGCUACUUGCUGGGCGGCGAAUCAGCCUUCACAGCUCAGCAAGACCAACAGCAGCAGGGCCAAUGCUUGGUAGCAUCAAGGUAGCUAUUUAAUUGAAUUAAAUAUAACAUCAUCAGCAGAAAGAGCAGCAAAAGCAGCAGCCAGAGCAUGAAUAGCAGAAUUUUUGUUCGAUAACUUUUAUCUAUCUUACAAAAAAAAAAAAAAAAAAAAAAAAACGAAAAAAUAACAUCAAAUUUUCUGCGUACCGAAAAAAAACGUGAA
This is a messenger RNA of Musca domestica (house fly), 2134 nucleotides long. RefSeq lists its product as uncharacterized. The transcript is spliced from 5 exons. Bases 296 to 1957 code for a protein of 553 amino acids. The record is from RefSeq and is a predicted model, not a curated record. NCBI's taxonomy places the organism in Eukaryota, Metazoa, Arthropoda, Insecta, Diptera, Muscidae.